This is a messenger RNA of Caretta caretta (loggerhead turtle), 3958 nucleotides long. RefSeq names its product coiled-coil domain containing 82 (gene CCDC82). NCBI's taxonomy places the organism in Eukaryota, Metazoa, Chordata, Testudines, Cheloniidae. Gene Ontology annotation, cellular component: nucleus. The record is from RefSeq and is a predicted model, not a curated record.
GAGUAACAGCCGUGUUAGUCUGUAUCCGCAAAAAGAAAAGGAGGCCUUGUGGCACCUUAGAGACUAACCAAUUUAUUUGAGCGUAAGCUUUCCUGAGCUACAGCUCACUUCAUCGGAUGCAUCAUAAGAGUAAAGCAUUCUAGUGCUUUGGUUACCAAGGAGAUGAGACUUUUUGUUAUGGAUGGAUACCUUUCUCUUGUAGUAUUUUCCUGUUACAUUCUUUCUACACAUGCCCUUCCUCUGAACAUCACUAAGGGGCAGAGUUAAGGUUGAUUAAACACCUAAUUCUUUUCAAUGGAAACAAAACCAGUUAUCAGAAGAUAUGAAACAAGGAGGAACACAAGAAUAGAAGAACCAGCAUCCAAAUCUCGGGUUGAUUGGAGGCGGACUAAAAGAGAGACCAUAUUGCUUGAUAGUGAUGAUGAACUCACAUCUGCUUCAGAAGACGAACGACUCUCAUCUACAUCAGAAGAUGAAGUGGCUGAAAAACAAGAAACUGUAGUUAAGGGGUAUAAUCUUUCAGAUCAUGAGGAGAAAAGCCAUGAUGACACAGUCGUAGAGGAUGUGGAGGAUGAAUGCAUCACUCCAGGAAAGCGUAAGAGGUCGAGCACAUCUGUGAUGUAUGACAGUGACAGGAGUGAUGACAGUGACAUCCCUGUUAGAAAAGUAUUUGCUAAACGUUAUUGCAUAAUGGAUGAAGAUGAGUGUUCUCAAGAACAGGAACAUCAUAAAACCGCUACCACAGAAGAAGACUUGACUAAUGGGAAGCAGAAGCGACUAAUGAAACUGAAAGAACUCGCAAGACAAAGAUCUACCCGGGCAUCCAGUAAUAGCAAAUAUUGUGGGGAUUCUGAUGAUGAUGAUGAUGUGGAAAUAAUAGAAGAAUCAUCCUAUCAUUUACCCCUCACACCAACAGAAAGCAGUGACAUUGAUGAUGACGAUGAUAGUAUGAAAGACUUUAUAGUUGAGGAUGAGGAAGAAUGUGCAGAACAUGCUGAGGAUGAAAACCAACCACAAGGGAAAGAACUGGCUACAUCAAAAUUCCAGUUACUGGAAUAUUACGUUCCACGCUUCUCUCGCUGUGACCAUUAUGUCCACUUCCAAAGAGUUGUAAAAGCUUUCCUCAUAAACACAAUUGAUGACACUUUUUUGAUCUCAUUGUAUGAUGGAACAAGGCAAAAGAGAUACGCACAAGAAAUUCUAACCUCACUCCAUUAUUUGGAUGAUCGCUUUAUUCAACCUCGUCUUGAAAACUUAAUCUCUAGAAGUCGCUGGAAAGAACGAUAUAAGGAGCGAGUGGAUUGUUACCCUGACGUCCGCAUAGUAAUGAAGACUCCAAUAAAUAGAUCCUGUCAAGCUUGUGAACUGCAUCGGUACUGUAAAUUUGACGUGGUGUUGUCCGGAAAGCUGUACAACUAUAGAACUUUGGAAACAGAUGACUUUAUGUUGCAUGACAAACAGGUUUUGAAGGUUGGCAGCGUGUGUGCAAAUCGUACAAGGGUUUAUCAUAAUCUGAAACAUUUUAAAUACAAGUUGUAUCAGCGCUGCUGCUCGGUUACAGGGGUGGAGGGCAUUCAGGAUGAGCCAGUCAAAGACACAGUCGACAGGCUUUUCAGCCAAUUGGAAGAGAAUGGCUGGAUUCAGGAGAGAUAUGAUCAUCUGGAAGAAUAUAUGAAUGAUGCAGAUUACUUCCAAGAAGAGAAAAUGGACUGAGUGGUCAUGCAUCUCUUUGAAAGAAGCUUUAUAAAAAUCUCUAACUAUGAUAUCCACCUGUCCACAAAAAAAUCUCCAAAUGCUUUUCAGGAUGUUUUCUUACGCUGCAUUGUAUUUAAGUCUGUAGCUGUGCCUGUAAAUUGCCAUAUAUAUGAAAAGAAAAACAGCAUAUUCUUUUAUACCCCUUAAUUUUAAAUGUAAAAAUAGUGAUUUAAAGAUGUUUUAUGAAGUAAACAGCCUUCUGUUAUGCAUAGGUCACUUGAACUUUCCUUUGUGGUUAAAAAGACUAGCAUCCAAGUCCCUAUGUAUUCAUGAAAUAAUACUUCUGUGUAUUGAUGACCAGCUCCAUGGCAGAGUACUUGAGAGAUGGUAAGCCCCAAUUAACCCUUUUUGGGGUAGGAAUACUUUAAUAGACAGUAUAAAUUUUGUCCCAUCACAUCCCUGUAAACUUGAAAUAUGAGCAGUAACCAGUUAGCAUGCUAAUAGUGAGGCUGAAACAUAACUAGACACAUUCAUUGUUAAUCCAGUGUCAAAACCACCUUCACUUCCCAUCUCUGGAGACCUAGAAUACUGCAAUUUGCAUCUAGCUAUAGCGGCUGAUGUGAAAGUGGCUAUAUGUAGUAUAGACGGCACAAUAGCUACUACCAUGUACAGAAAGAUAGGUGGAUAAUUCCUGUAAAACUAACUAAUAACAAGUAAUCGCCUGGCUAACAGGUGGGAAGGUGUGCAAAACCUUGUUUGUAUUAGGUCUACUAACGUGUGUGGUAGGGUGUAGUUCCUCUCUGGGACAUGUAAAACCCUAACCUAACUUUCUUCUGGCUCUUCAGAGAUAUAAGAAGAGUUAAGUGAUGUGGUGCACAUUAACCCCUUGGCCCACUUGCUGCACAUAAAAGAAAGCAGGCAGUGGCAGUGCAAAGAGACUAGUGACUAGAGGAAAGGUAAAUGCUACUCUUUUUUGAUUGAGUUGUGGAAGAGGAUAACUACUUCAAACUGUUCUUACCUCCUGGGAAAGUAAAAGACAUUUUUUGUUGUUGAGCCAUUUGUUUAUACCCUAUGCAGGAACGGAUACUCAAGUGAAUGUUGUUCUUGGGGUGUAGUCUGAUCAUACCUAUGAAGAGAACCUACACUCUAACGGUGCUAUAUAUUCGGUAUUCUAAUACUGCUGUAGUCAUACAUGCUUGUCACCCUGGGAAUGGUGGUUUUAUGGCUGAGCAUGUUGCAAGGAUGGUCUGAGGUUAAAAUUAUUUUUUGUAACUCAACACUGUAAAAUUAAUCCAUAUUUAAGUACGUGAUCUACUCACAGGCAGUAUCCCAGCAUUGAUACAUUUCAAUACAUAGGUCCCAGUAUGUCUUCAUGCCACUAACUGCGUAUUGUCAGAAUAAAAUAUGUAUGCCAAAUAUGUCGCUGCAGUAAUCACCCUCCAGAAUACCUCUGGUAGAUACCCAAUUGCCCUGCUUUCCCAUGCUAGCACUUGUAUAUGAUCCCAUAAGGCGUUUGGCAAAUGUAUGAGUUAACUAUGCUUUCUGCAGUGAUGACUUGCUUCCCUCCCCCCUUUUUUUCAUUGCUGUUUGGGGCCUGAUGCAAAGCCUGUCAGAGUCAAGGGACAGACACCUAUAUUCUUCAGUGGAUUUUGGAUCAGGCUCUUGAGGAAAAUCCUACUAGACUUGGCCCUGAUCACAUCACUUUUUAGGAAGACCAGGCCUCUUGUACAGGGCACCAGAAGAAGAACAAGCUGUGUGCCAUGUUACACACAACCUUGUCAAAUGCACACCAUGCACCAGUUAUGAUUGUGCCCUAGGUUUUCAUAGUUAACACUUUGAGGGUGAAAUUAUUACAGUACCACUUUGUUACAUACUACUUUUCCUUCCGUGCAACUUUUUUUUUUGUUGACAUUUCUAAUAGGCUUCAUCUUUGCAGAUGAAUACAGUUCUGCUACAAGACGUCUGUAUGUUUAACCUCCUUUGCAAAAGUGGGCAGCAAUAACUGAUUUUUCCACCGCAUAUUUUGUUAGCAGUCAAGAGGUUUUCUUAUCUCUCUAACAUUUACCAUGCUUAAGUUUACACUGCUCAUGUGUAAAAGCCUUGAGCACAUCAUUGUUAAGAAGAACAACUGUGGAAAGCGGCUUUGAAACAGAUGUAGUUUUGUACUGCGUAAUGGAAGAUAUCUCCUGCCACCUAUUCAGUUAAACUACACUGACAAAAUAGGGGAUGCAUUUUAAUAAAAAUGAAUGUGCUUUGUACCUUU